AUGAAUGAGGCUAAAACACUGCUUUCCAAGCUCUUACAGGAGCACAGGAUAAAGCCUAGAAAGAUUAUGAGCAUAUUUAGAAAGCUGUGUGGAUGUAAAUUUGGAAAUAUUACGUUUGAUGUGAGGAAACUAGACAAUUUGAAGCAAGUUGAGCGUGAAAAAAGAAGGAACACUGACAUUGAGCAUACUAUGAACUACAUUGAGAAGCUGCAAGUUGACAAGCCAGGUUUCGUAUUCAAGGCGCAAAGAGACUCUUCCAAUGCAAUUCUAAGUUUGUUUUGGACAAAUUCAAGAUCAAGAUUGGAUUACUUACUGUUUGGGGACAUUAUUUCAUUUGAUACGACGUUCAGCACCAACAAGUACAAUAUGCCGUUUGCACCGAUUAUAGGAGUUAAUGGCCACUCCAGAACAAUUGUCUUCGGCUGGGCUCUUUUGCAGGAUGAGAAAGCGGAUACUUUCAAGUGGCUAUUUGAAACAUUUGUUGAUGUGAUGGGUGGGAAGAAGCCAAGAGUAGUCCUUACUGAUCAGGAUGCAGCCAUGAAAAAAGCAGUCCCAAAGGUGUUUCCGGAUGCAUUUCACAGAUUUUGCAUUUGGCAUGUUUGCAGGAAAGCAAGAGAAAAUCUGAAAGUUUACUUCCAUUUGAAGAAAGGGACGGAGAAGGAUAUGGAAGAAUGUAUCAUGCAAUCAUUAACAGUUGAGGAAUUUGAAAGAAAAUGGAAAGAAAUGGAGGAGAAGUACAGUUGUGGAAAACAUGCUCACGUUAAGCGCAUGUGGGACAACAGGCAGUACUUUGUACCUGCUUAUUUCCAGGGAGUGUUCUGUCCCUUUACUAGAUCAACAAGCAGAAGUGAGAGUUUCAACUCUAAUUUCAAGGAUUAUGUCUUGAGGAAGGAUACAAUUGAAACAUUCAUCCAUCAGUAUGAGCUGUUCCAAGAGAACGUGAUUCACAUAGAGAACCAAGAUAGAUUCAUAUCUAAUGAAAAGGUUCCUGUAAUGUGGGGUUAUCAGCGGUUUGAACGACAUGCAGCUGAGAUAUACACUAGAGCAAUAUACUGCAAGUUCUUGACGGAGAUGAUGAAUGCAACAGCUUUUGGAGUAAAGGAGAUUGAUAAAGAUAAAAAAUAUGAACUUAAGAGGAACUUUGAAUAUGAAAAUCCAGAGUUUGAUAGGGAAGUGUUCAUUGUGCAAACAGAUAGAACUACUGAUGAAUUUGAUUGUGAAUGUGGAAAGUUUCAGAAGGAUGGUAUUUUGUGCUGCCACAUACUCAGAUUAUUUACCCAAUUUGAUUUUCUGAAAAUCCGUAAGAAGUACAUAGUAGCAAGAGUUGGUGAGGUCUGUUCUGACAUUAGUGAUGAUUCUGUAUUGUGUCAAGAGUUACUCGAUGCUACUAAUACUAUCCAUACUAAGCACCUGUUGGGGAAAGAACAAGCAGUAGCAACCCGAGAAGAUGGGAAUAAUUCCAGGGAUAGGGAUGAUGUAAACAACGACAUGAGAGAUCCUGCAGUGAAAAAGAACAAAUCUGUGAGAAAAGGCGACAAAUUGAAGUCUCGUUCAGAGAUUGAAGCUUAG
Molecule: messenger RNA, 1569 nt
Organism: Aegilops tauschii subsp. strangulata
Lineage: Eukaryota; Viridiplantae; Streptophyta; Magnoliopsida; Poales; Poaceae
Source: RefSeq, a predicted model, not a curated record